GAACCUAGUGUUUUUUUCUUGGUGUUUGCUUUGUGUUUUGCGAUGUCUGGCCGUGGCAAGCAAGGAGGUAAAGCUCGCGCCAAGGCGAAGUCUCGUUCUUCUCGCGCUGGUCUACAGUUCCCCGUGGGCCGAGUGCACCGCCUUCUCCGCAAAGGCAACUACGCCGAGCGGGUUGGGGCUGGGGCGCCGGUGUACCUGGCGGCGGUGCUGGAGUAUUUAACGGCCGAGAUCUUAGAGCUGGCGGGCAACGCGGCCCGCGACAACAAGAAGACGCGUAUCAUCCCGCGCCACCUGCAGUUGGCCAUCCGCAACGAUGAGGAGCUCAAUAAGCUGCUGGGCCGCGUGACCAUCGCUCAGGGCGGCGUCCUGCCCAAUAUCCAGGCCGUGCUGCUGCCCAAAAAGACCGAGAGUCACCACAAGGCUAAGGGCAAGUGAAUUGACAGGCAUCUGAGUUUCCGGAAACGCUUUGAAACCCAAAGGCUCUUUUCAGAGCCCCCCACCAUUUCAAAGGAAGAGCUAAUAUCACUUUAGAUUAAAAGAAAUAUACAAAGGUUGUCUUUGAACUCAUGUCCAACACUUACUAAGUGUGUGACCUUGGGCUAGGUGCUUAACCUCUGUCUGCCUCCAUUUCUUCCCGGAUGCCUUCGCUCACCUUGUGAUGAAAGAAUAGGCUCAGCAGUGUGGGGUAAGUGGCUUCAUAAAGAGCUACAGAACUCGAUCAACUAAUUUAUUGUAGAGUGGGGAAAGGAGUUAGAGAAGACUUGAAUUUGAAUUCUCUUUCACCCUCCUCCCAGCCCCAGCAAAACUUUGUAUUUGGUUAUUUAGUAGUGAAUGAUACAUUGUGUUAAUUUUGUUUGUUUCAUCUUCAGCAAGACUUCCUUCAGGUCAAGGACUCUGUCUUGUUAAAUUGUUAAUAGCAUAGACCCUGGCAUGCAGUAAACACUUGAUAAGUGGGCAUUGACUAAAUACUGAACUGAGUCAGUGGCUGGGCCAUCAGGAAGCACUUUGUUCUAGAGGGUCAGUUUAUUACCAGAGGAGACAUUAAUUACACACCAGACUAAAAAGCUGCUGGUAACAUCUUCUUUUUCCAGUAGAAAAUCCCUUAUGAAAAUUCAGUUUGCAUUGGCAGUUUAUUUGGGGAUCUUCAGAAAAACAUAGAAGGUGCCAAUUGACCAGCUCUUACCUAAACAGUAAUGCUAAGGGUCUGUUCCCCAAACAGAGGACGUUCCUCACAGCUCUGUCUCCUCGCUCCCCCUCUCCAACAUGUUUCUUCACCUUCUACUUUGAAAUGUCACUGUUUAUAUCCAAAAGCCCUAGCUACUUCUUGGGAAAAUUCUCUAGUGGGCAAUAAACUCUCAGUAGCUUCAGUUGGUUUCCAGACCUUGAGUAGGUCUCUAUCUACCAUCCUCAAGAGUCCUGGGAAGGACCAUUUAAAUUGGGGCAAGUUGAUGAGAAUGAUAAACCCAGGCCUUCCAAUUACUGAAGGCACCCGGGCACCAGGGACAAAGUAGAUCUCAGGGAUUUACUGAGAUGUGAGGCUGAGAGGGAAUAAUUAUUUGGUUAUAUGGGGCCUUCUGAACAAAGCAGAUCAGUUUGACACAGUAUCACCAAUUAUAAAAUCCCUUUUUAAAUUUCCAAGUAACCUAUGCAGCAAUAUCCUUUCCUUUACUCCAUCCGUCAUACCCUCACUUCUUUUUUUUACGCAUCAUUUGAAGUCUUUUUUUGCAAGUAUGAUAAAUUUUAUAAUCAAUUGUAAGAUUAUAUGUAUUUUAAAGUUAGAAUUAGGUUACCUUCUAAGAGUUUUUCAUCUCUUGAUCCUGAGUUAUAAUUAUAAAUUUAAAUAUUACUAAGUAUAAUGCAUAUAUAUUAUUAGAGGAUAUUAGGAAUUUAAUUGGGAAUUCCCAGUGCAUACUGAAAGUGAGAAUAAGGGUUCGUAUGUAGUCCAAGAAUUCUUCUCUAUUUUAUUCAAGUACCUUAAUAUUGUACCAAACUAAGUUAGCAUCAUCAGAAGAUCUACUAAAAGAAAGUUAUCCUCUAGUUUUACACCUAGAAAACUGUAUCAUUAAUAAAUACACAAAUCCACAAAAAAGACUAAGUAAUUAUAAUCAUCGUAAUGCCAACAGAAUUUGGAAUAUGACAUGGAGACUUCAGAAUAAAGUGAGUUCUCAGGCAUGGAAUUAGUGUAGUCAGACUGAAAAAAUACCAGAACUUUAUUGGGUUUCCUUACAUUGCAGUUGGUUGUUUGAGUUGUGGUUUGGGCAGGGUGACAGAACCACUAUCUCUUAGGGCUUGGGACUUAUGUACGUCACUUAUAGUUGAGGCUCUUUCUGAAAGAAGCAAGUGUGCUACGUUCCAGACUUUUUGUUAUAUGUUGUCUAUCUGCCAGUUGAAGCUUAAACUUUUACCUUAUUCCUCACUCUGAGGGAUGCCGGGCAGUGGCAGGUAAGUAUGUGCCCUCUUUCGCAUAUUUGGUGAUAGCCAGAGCUGAAAAUACAAGGCUUGAGUUUACAUGACAAUAAAUUGUCCUUGCAUUAAAGAUCUAUCUCAAAAUGGCCAGACUCUCAUGUGCUCUAAAUUUUAGUACCUUGGAGCUUGGUACCAGCCCUUGUUCUUUACUCUGUCUCCUUGAUGAUUCCAUCAAUACUGCAGUUUUGAAGAUUAUCUAUAUGCAAUAAACUUCCAAUUUUAUAUCUUCAGUCUU
Messenger RNA from Equus quagga, 2701 nucleotides. Its product is annotated as histone H2A type 1-C. The record is from RefSeq and is a predicted model, not a curated record. Lineage: Eukaryota; Metazoa; Chordata; Mammalia; Perissodactyla; Equidae. Gene Ontology annotation, molecular function: DNA binding; structural constituent of chromatin; protein heterodimerization activity. The transcript has 2 exons. The coding region runs from base 43 to 435 and encodes 130 amino acids. Gene Ontology annotation, cellular component: nucleosome.